CCGCACAACCAACCCUCCCUCCUUCCUCCUUCUUACUUGUAUAGUACUCCUAGUAGCGACGCCGACAGAUUAUGCACCUUAAUCUUAAUUAGGCAGACGGCGUAUCCCCAUCCAUCCCCGAUAGAAGUCAAGAGAAGAAGCGAAGCGAAGCGAGAGAACAAAGGAAAAAAGAGAGAAGAGGAGAAGGAUCGGAAAGGCGUGGCGUACGGGGCAGAGGAAAAUAUCCCUCCCCCGAACCAAAAGCCUGCAGCAAUUCCUCGCGACCGCGACAACCAACCGACGCCCACCACCACCACCAGCCCCCUCCACCGCCUCGCCGCCUGCCUCCUCCGCGCGCCCCCGCCCCCGCCGCCUCCCCAGCCCUGCGAGGCCGCGGACCCGCCCGCGCUCCUCCGCCGCAGGCGCCUCUGGAAGCCGCCAUCGCGGCCCGGCGCCCCGAUGAUGGACGCGCCGACGACGACGACGCCGCCGGCGUCGCCGCGGACGCAGCCACAGCCGCAGGCACCCGCGGCCGUGCCGUCGAGGCGCUACGGCGUGCAUUUCUCGGCCUCCAGCUUCAUCCAGGCGCCGCUGUCCGCGCUGCUCGAGUACUCGGGCAUCCUCCGCGCCGAGCCCGGCCCGCACCGCCCGCCCGCCGGGGCAGGCGAGGUGUCCAUCCGGAUCGUCGGCCCGGCGCCGACCGACGGGGACGUGCAGGAGGAGGGGGACGACGCCGCGGGAUCCUCCGCGCCCCCCGCGCCGGCCGACCCCUCCUCCUCAUCAUCAUCAUACCAGAGGUACGACGUACAGCAGGUGGCCAGGUGGGUGGAGCAGAUACUCCCAUUCUCCCUCCUGCUGCUCGUCGUCUUCAUCAGACAGCACCUGCAAGGUUUCUUUGUGACCAUCUGGAUUGCGGCCGUCAUGUUCAAGUCCAAUGACAUCUUGCGCAAGCAGACUGCUCUCAAGGGGGAGAGAAAAAUGUUAAUUCUUGUUGGGAUUACAAUAUUAUUUAUCGUUCAUGUAUCUGGAGUGUACUGGUGUUACAAGAAUGGUGAUCUCAUCAGACCUCUGGUCAUGCUUCCUCCAAAGGAGAUACCACCAUUUUGGCAUGCAAUAUUCGUAAUCCUGGUGAAUGAUACAAUGGUGCGCCAAACUGCUAUGAUCGUGAAGUGCAUACUGCUAAUGUACUACAGGAACACCAAGGGCCGUAGCUAUCGUAGGCAGGGGCAAAUGUUAACACUAGUGGAAUACUUUCUACUUCUGUACCGUGCCUUAUUGCCUGCUCCUGUAUGGUACCGUUUUUUCCUGAACAAGGAGUAUGGGAGCCUAUUUUCCUCUCUAACCACUGGACUGUAUCUUACUUUCAAGCUGACGUCUGUUGUGGAAAAGAUUCAAUCAUUUUUGACAUCACUGAGAGCAUUGUCCCAUAAAGACUUCCAUUAUGGCUCAUAUGCAACGAGUGAACAGGUUGCUGCCGCUGGAGAUAUGUGUGCUAUAUGCCAAGAGAAGAUGCACGUCCCCAUUCUUUUGCGCUGUAAACAUGUCUUCUGCGAAGAUUGUGUCUCUGAAUGGUUUGAGAGGGAGCGCACCUGCCCGCUGUGCAGGGCACUGGUGAAGCCAGCAGACCUCCGGUCAUUCGGCGACGGUUCGACAAGCCUCUUUUUCCAGCUUUUCUAGGCCGCAAACAGCAAGCGAGGAACUUGGCUUGCGCUUGCUUUUACGCUGUGCAGAUAAGAAAGCAGGUGUUAUAGGUGUGAGUGCGUGCGUUGUGUUUGUUCGUGUUUCGCGAGCAGAGCGGCCCGGUGAGGUGCUGAAAUGGGUGCAUUUGUUGCCGAGUGUGCAUAUUAUCCGGUGUAUAGGCUGUAAGAGAUUUUACCUGACCCUACUACAUUUACAUAAAUAGAAAUGAGUACAUAUAUA
Hordeum vulgare subsp. vulgare (domesticated barley) is the source of this 1899-nucleotide messenger RNA. Its product is annotated as RING finger and transmembrane domain-containing protein 2-like. The record is from RefSeq and is a predicted model, not a curated record. Lineage: Eukaryota; Viridiplantae; Streptophyta; Magnoliopsida; Poales; Poaceae. Gene Ontology annotation, biological process: positive regulation of ERAD pathway. Gene Ontology annotation, molecular function: ubiquitin protein ligase activity. The transcript is spliced from 8 exons. The coding region runs from base 439 to 1656 and encodes 405 amino acids.